AUGGCUGACGAGAUAAGUUCACUUGUGAAAGAGAAAUACGCUGCUUACUUAGUAGAUGGUACAAAGGCUGUAUGUCUCACAUUCGUGUCCGAUACUGACGAAAUUGUAUCGGCCCAGAAGUAUCAUCCGGAAUUCGUUUAUCAACAUUUUGGCGAAAAUGAGACAAUCUUUGGCUACAAGGAUUUGGAGGUGAUUUUGCACCACACCGAUGCAUCGAUGUACAUUUAUGUUCAACUAAAGUACACAUCUGAUAUUUCAUCAAUAACGCCCGAAUUCAAGCCCGACGACAUAUUACUCAAAUUGAGGGAACAACUACCGGCAGAGCAAAUGUCUGCAAUGUGCCCGACGAUGGCCUCAUUUAAAGCUCAUGAGCGCGAGAUGCAGGUUUGGAAGGUGGAUGAAAGUUCGCCAGCUUUCGAUGCCUAUUUGGCUCGAGUUCAGACACUUGCUUUAUGGUACAUUGAAGGUGCCGAGUACACUGAUAACACCGAUACACGAUGGCAGCAUUAUUUCCUCUAUGAAUCAGUAAAAAUGAGUGAUGGAUGUCGUCGUUUCGUGCUUGCCGGAUACUCAUCAAUUGUAAGAUUCUAUAAUUAUCCGGAUAGGGUGCGCCCGAGAAUUGCUCAUAUGCUGUUGCUGCCAGCUUUUCGCCAUGCAGGCAAUGGUGGCCGAUUUUUGCAGGCAGUUUACAGUGAUUUGAUAAACGACUCGAAAGUUCAUGACAUUACAGUUGAAGAACCAGCAGAAUCGUUCAUAAGGACGCGAGAUUUUGUGGAUUGCUGCAACUGUUCACGGUUGAAGGAAUUUCAAGCGGAAAAUUUAAAGAAAGGUUUUAGUAAGGAGAUGGAAAAUGCUGCGCUCCAACGAUUUAAAAUACACCCAAGGCAGGCCCGACGAGUUUACGAAAUACUACGCCUGCACAACACAAAUGUCCGCGAUGAGAAUGCAGUGAAGGAGUACCGGCUGGAUGUAAAAAGAAGGCUCGAAAAACCUUUCAGAAGAAGUGAGAGAAGUGAACGAAGGUGCAGUAAGCUUUCAAAAGCUGUGAAUGGGGAACUGUAUUCAACGUUGAUGAAAAUGGAGCUGACCAAAGAGCAGAAGCUGGCAAAACUGCAGCAAUUGUACGAGGAAGAGAUUGAUGGCUAUAAAAAAGUGAUUAAACGACUGCUUCAGUAUUCCAAUGUUAUAAUUUGA
Molecule: messenger RNA, 1194 nt
Organism: Gongylonema pulchrum
Lineage: Eukaryota; Metazoa; Nematoda; Chromadorea; Rhabditida; Gongylonematidae
Source: the annotation of a GenBank genome assembly